AUGCCAUUUACCAUCACACGCUUUACCGAUCUACAUGGGGAACCUGUCUCACUACUUCUUGCGUCCAUUAACGGUUACCAAGAUGAGCCGCUUGAGCCACUAGAAAAAACUCUCGAACCAAUUGCACAUUUUUUUAUAGGAAUCGAAAUAAAUGCAUGGGUGGCCAAAGAAAAUUGUAUACAACCUAAAGAAGGUCUUACUCAAGAUGAAUCAGCAGCUAUCCAUCUUUACACCAUGAACUUUUGCGAUGGGCCUAGUCUUUACGAAGUGUUCAACCAAGCACUUCGAGCUAAGAAUCGGCAAGAUCUCAGACCUUGGUUUAAACUGCUUAAACUAUUUCUUACAGCUUUACAUAAACUUCCAUCUCAUGCACAAACGGUUUGGUGUGGUGCACGAAAUAUAGAUUUGAGCUCAAAGUAUCCCAAAGGAAAAAAACUUGCUUGGUGGGGAGUGCGUUCAUGUCUAACCAGUCUUGAACUUCUUCAGUCUACUCAAUAUCUGGGUCAAACAGGUGAUCGAGCAGUUUUCGCCAUCGAAUGUCUCAAUGGAAAAUCAAUUUCACUUCAUUCUUACUUUGGUCCAGAAGAGGAAAUUAUUCUCUUACCUGGAUUUUACUUUGAAGUUAUCGAUCAGAUUAGUCCAGAAGUAGGACUUCAUAUUAUACAAAUCAGAGAAAUCAAUCCUUCAUUCCUGUUGGUGACACCACCUUUUGUUGAAAUAAACUCGUUCAGUACAAGUUUACAAACGACACAGACAGACGAAAUGAAUCAACUAAGUAUGUCAUCGAUUUCAUCAUCAUAUGCCAGCAUGAUUUAAAAUAGUGCUCUCGACACACCUACAAAUCUUAUCGCUUACCGUAAUAAAGUUGGUGAAACUUUCUCGUUUGUGGUCACUGGUACUACUCGAGGAUCUGUCUGGGGUACAGAUGUUUACACGGAUGACUCAAUCCUGGCAACUACUGCUGUACACGCAGGAGUUGUUAAAAAUGGCGAAACCAAAACCAUCACUGUCAAAAUUCUUCCAGGUCAAUUCAGUUAUCGAGGCACUCUUAAAAAUGGUAUAACCUCUGUAUCGUAUGGCGCAUGGGCAGGAAGUUAUUUAUUUGUUGAAAAUCCAGUCACUUAUGAAAUAUCUUCACCAAAUCUUAGUGGUUAUCGUAAUAAAGUUGGCCAUAUGUAUUCUUUUAUUGUUACAGGUACCAUUGUGGGAUCUGUGUGGGGUACCGAUAUUUACACGGAUGACUCGAAUCUUGCUACUGCUGCUGUUCAUGCUGGCGUUGCUAAUAAUAACGAAACUAAGGUUGUCCACAUCAAAAUACUUCCCGGUCAAUCUAGUUAUGAGGGUACUAUUCGAAAUGGUGAUAGUAUAGACACAAAUUACUCGGCCUAG
This is a messenger RNA of Rotaria sp. Silwood2, 1389 nucleotides long. NCBI's taxonomy places the organism in Eukaryota, Metazoa, Rotifera, Eurotatoria, Philodinida, Philodinidae. The record is from the annotation of a GenBank genome assembly.